AUGGCAACUUUGGCAAACGUCAAGAUUGACCGCGAAUUCUGGAAGGACUACCUCACAGCUCAGGCAAGCCAAUUGCCCCACCUCGACGAUGUAGAAGAUGUAACGGACCGAGUCAUCAGGGUGAUGGGAGGAAACCCCGGAGAGAUGCAGCUCCAGGGAACCAACACCUUCCUCGUCGGCACCGGCAAGGCCAGAAUUCUCAUUGACACCGGCGAGGGAGUUCCAAUAUGGGCUGAACGACUGAUCGAAAUCUUGAAAGAAAGAGAUCUCCACAUUUCUCACGUUCUGCUCACGCACUGGCACGGCGACCACACAGGCGGGGUACCCGACCUCGUUGCAUAUGAUGCCACCCUUGCAGACUGCAUUUACAAGUGCAAUCCUGACCCAGGCCAGCAUGCCAUUGAGGACGGUCAAAUAUUUGCCGUCGAGGGCGCCACUAUCAAGGCUCUCUUCACACCAGGUCACGCCGUUGACCAUAUGUGCUUCUUGCUCGAAGAGGAGAACGCUCUGUUCACUGGUGACAACGUUCUUGGACACGGGUUUUCCGUCGUUGAGGAUCUUGCGCUGUACCUUCAGAGUCUCGACCGUAUGGCCGAUCAAGGCUGCAUCAUCGGAUACCCGGCUCACGGAGUCAAAAUCGAAAAGCUGCCGGCCAAGCUCAACCAGUACAUCCGGCACAAGAGAGCGCGUGAGAAGAUGAUCUACGGGGCAUUGCUCGACAGUACUAUGUCGAAUGAAGGACGAAACACGUACAGCAAGUCCGGCUUGUCGACGAGAGAGAUUAUCAGUAAAAUUUACGGAGAUGUUCCACGGCACCUGCUCCAGAGUGCAAUUGAGCCGUUUACAACGGAAAUUUUGCGGAUGCUGGCAGAUACCCGCAAGGUGGGCUUCAUUGUACAGGGCGGCACGCAGCGAUGGUUCGUCAACAAAGCAUGUAAUAUGGCUGCGUAG
Molecule: messenger RNA, 951 nt
Organism: Colletotrichum spaethianum
Lineage: Eukaryota; Fungi; Ascomycota; Sordariomycetes; Glomerellales; Glomerellaceae
Product: lactamase-like protein nscB
Exons: 2
Coding region: 1-951 (316 amino acids)
Biological process (GO): secondary metabolite biosynthetic process
Source: RefSeq, a predicted model, not a curated record